AUGAAGGUCCAUAUGGGGGUGACAGUACUCCAUCAUCAUCAACAACAGCAACAACCACAUCCCUCACGCCCUGUGCCUACGAUAAGCCCGACUAGUGAGGCUGGGGCAGACGCCUCAAAAAAGAAGAAAUCCUGUCGUCUUGUCCCCGGCACAAUUACUAUCAUCAGUGGGGAGGGGCCCUGGACGGCUGUUCGUUCCGUGUCGCGAAUGGUCGGGUUGGGGGAAAACCAACAAAAAGAACAAGAAGAAGGCCCAGAAGAAGGCCAACGAGAAGGUGGCGGACAAGGUUACCGAGAAGGUUGAAGUGAUGCAGCUUGGUUGAACGUUUUCC
This is a messenger RNA of Fusarium oxysporum Fo47, 331 nucleotides long. RefSeq lists its product as uncharacterized. Bases 1 to 303 code for a protein of 100 amino acids. The transcript has 5 exons. NCBI's taxonomy places the organism in Eukaryota, Fungi, Ascomycota, Sordariomycetes, Hypocreales, Nectriaceae. The record is from RefSeq and is a predicted model, not a curated record.